AUGGCGUCAUCUAGCAGCACAUACCGGAGCUCUAGCUCCUCCGACGGUGGUAAUAAUCCAUCGGAUUCCACCGUCACCGUCGACGAGAGAAAGCGUAAGAGAAUGCUCUCGAAUCGCGAAUCUGCGCGUAGAUCCAGGAUGCGUAAACAGAAACACGUCGACGAUCUAUCGGCUCAGAUCAAUCAGCUCACGACCGACAACCGUCAGAUCUUGACGAGCCUCACCGUCACGUCUCAGCUUUACAUGAAGAUCCAAGCCGAGAACUCCGUUUUGACCGCUCAAAUGGCUGAGCUUAGCACCAGACUCGAGUCGUUGAACGAGAUCGUCGAUCUCGUGACGACGACGAACGGUGCAGGAUUCGGUGGAGUCGACCAGAUCGACGGCUGUGGAUUCGAUGAUCGUACGGUUGGGAUUAAUAGCGACGGAUAUUACGAAGAUAUGAUGAGUGGCGUUAAUCCUUGGGGUGGUUCGGUUUACACUAACCAACCCAUCAUGGCUAAUGAUAUGAAUAUGUAUUAA
Microthlaspi erraticum is the source of this 519-nucleotide messenger RNA. The record is from the annotation of a GenBank genome assembly. NCBI's taxonomy places the organism in Eukaryota, Viridiplantae, Streptophyta, Magnoliopsida, Brassicales, Brassicaceae.